Messenger RNA from Chelonia mydas (Green sea turtle), 6130 nucleotides. It is a transcript of the gene SPATA2, whose product is annotated as spermatogenesis associated 2. Bases 1812 to 3383 code for a protein of 523 amino acids. Gene Ontology annotation, cellular component: cytoplasm. Lineage: Eukaryota; Metazoa; Chordata; Testudines; Cheloniidae. The record is from RefSeq and is a predicted model, not a curated record. Gene Ontology annotation, biological process: regulation of tumor necrosis factor-mediated signaling pathway; regulation of necroptotic process; protein K63-linked deubiquitination. The transcript is spliced from 3 exons.
ACCUCAGCUGCUGGAUUCUUGUAAUUACAUGAAAAUCUCAAUUUUCAUUUAAAAGUAUGUUUCUAGCUCAUGGUUUUAAAAAAAGGUGGAAAACGUGAACCUUAAAAGCUCAAAAACCAAAAGCAAACUAACCCCUCCCUACUUAUUUUCAAGUCUCGUGGUUUGGGGUGCUGAACCAUGCUCUUUGAAUACAUAGCAUUGGUAAUGUAUUGGCAAUUUUGGAACCUAUAGCUGUAGACUGACUAAAGCUCAUCCUCCUCUUUGGAUCUCUGUGCAGCAUAGGUCACGCAACAACCACUGAACCAGCUCAAAACUUUAAAAGUAUUCACAAUAUUUUUUCCACCCCAGACCAUUUUCUGACAGUUAAAUCAUCCACAGGUAGCCAGGCCCAGGCUCAGAGACAGCAUUUACUUUUCAAGGUGGAUUCUGUGGGGUGGCAGCUUUGUCCUGUUGUGAGGCAUUGGUUGCAAAGCCUCUGAGGAGCUUAUCAGUCACUGGGGCCUGGUCUACACUACAGAGUUAGGUCAAUGUAAGGCAGCUUCCAUUGACCUAACUCUGUAAGUUUCUACACUACAAUGUUGCUCCCACUGAUGUAAAUUGCCCACUACACCGAUUUAAUAACUCCACCUUUGUGAGAGGCUCUGGUUAGGUCAAUAUAGUUAGGACAAUACAAUGUCCUUGUAGACACUGCGUUGUUUACAUUGCCUAUUGGCUGUCAGUCCCAUACAGGGCUGACAGCUGGAGCCCCUGGGAGCAGGAGCCAAAAUCUGAAAUAAGAGCCUCCAUGAAACUGACAAGAAUGUCAAUUUCAAAGCAGGUAGGCUCCUUGCUCUGGAGCUGGGAGCCUAGCAGCACCAAGAAUCCUGCCUGCAGAUGAGGUUCCCAGGGGUGCUGCUGUGGUGUGGUGUCAGUUCCCAGAAUCCUGGCUCCAGUUGGGCACUCACAGGCUGGCUGGUGUGUUGCAGGGAACCUGCCAACCCCAUACUCCAGCUGUGAGCCCGCACCAGGCCAGCAGCUCGGGCUGUUAGACCUUGGGCGGAGUGGGGGGAGGGCUCAAGCAGUCAGUGCCCCACAAUGCCCCACUUCAGUCAGCGGAAGCACUGCUGGUGAGAAUGCGCACCAUCGACAGAAGGAGCAUAGCGUGGACGUGAAACACCACUUUAAUUACUGCCGUGGCUGUACGUCGACUCACAUUAACUAAAUUUUAUAGUGUAGCCAAGGCCUUAGGCAGUGCCUCAAAGGCUGAUCCAUUGGCACCCUCACCAAACACGGCUCCAGCUGAAGUACCUGGGACUCUAGGUCCAGCUGGGCUGGCAGUGGCCAGGCACGUCCCAGGACAAUCAGCACCCUGCCCUCAGACUCGCCCUGUCCUGAAAAGCCCAGUUUUGUUCAGCCGGCCACUUCCAGCCUAGGCCCUGCUGGACAGGGGUAGCCAGGCCCCAGGCACCCUACAGGCCUAUAGGAAGAGCCCUCAGGGCAGGAGACCAUGACAGGAAAAGACCCGCCGGAGGCUACUCUAGCCCUUUAAAUCCCCCUCUAUGACAUCACAAGCCCCACGAGCGGCGCAUGCGCAAGGAGAACCUGCAACCGUAUUACGUCACUUCUUGUCCCUAAACUGAUUUGCUGCCGGGUUGCUGUGGCUGCCGCUGUUUCCCUUCGGCUGGAGAGCGGGGCAUGCGGUGGCCUCGCUGGCCGGGAAGGAAGAAUCACGAUUACUGAAAACUUGUAAAAGGCUCAGUAAUCCGCCUAUUGCAGAAUAACCAUGGAAGAGACAAGGUAGCCACCCAAGAGUGAGCCAAAGUCCUGUUUCAAUGGAUACGAAAUAUAAAGACGAUUUAUUUAAGAAGUAUGUACAGUUCCAUGAAUCCAAAUUGAAUGCUUCUGACAGCAAACAGCGCCCUGUUAAUGAUGAAUAUCUGCGAGUGGCAGCAUCAGCCUUACUCUGCCUUCCCAAGAUUGAUCCCUUUUAUAGAUUCCGGUUGAUUAAAUUUUAUGAUAUGGCUGAAAAUUCCCUAAGAUCCCUGAAAUCCUCAAAUUUACGUUCUCUCCAUAGUGCAUUCGCUAUGCUGGAGAUAGUAGGAAUUAAUCUCUUUCUUUACCCUUGGAAGAAGGAAUUCAAAACUAUAAAGACCUACACGGGACCUUUUGUUUAUUAUAUAAAGUCCACACUACCUGAGGAGGAUGUAAGACAGAUUCUGAACUACAUGGGGUAUGUCCAAGAGCUGGGAACCAUGUAUAAGCUCAAAGAGCUGGUUGAUGACUUCCAAGUGAAAAUGGUUUCAUUUGAACUCUUUUUGGCAAAAAUAGAGUGUGAACAACUGCUUGAAAUUCACUUGCAAGUGAAAGAUAAAGGUUAUUCGGAGCUUGAUGUUGUAAAUGAGCGAAAAAAUAGCAAUGAAGAUGUUAGAGGCUGCUCAGAAGCUAUGAAACGGCGCACAGAAUGCAAAGAAAACUUGAACACUUCUAUGGCACGCAUGGUUCUUCAGAAAUCUGCUAGUGAAAGAGCCUCUAAAGAUUACUUCAAGCCAAAAGUAAGCAAGCCUUCUAAAUCUGUGGAUACAUAUGACAGCUAUUGGGAAAACAAGAAACCACCAUUGAUGACUUCAUUGAGUCUCAGAAAAGAACCAAUUUUGGUUGAUACAGAAGAUGACAUUAAAGAUGAAAUAAUACGUCCAUCACCAUCUCUUCUUACUAUGUCAAGCUCUCCACAUGGGUGUUCAGAUGAAUUUUUGCCAAUUUCAUCCCAUCCCAAUGGCAUGUUAAGAACAAAUGUCCCCUACAACUCCUAUUUUUCUGCUCAAGAAGACUUAGACUUAUAUACUGAUCCUGAUUCUAGAAGUAUGUUAAACUUUAAAAGACAAGAAGCUAGUAAACCUGAUGUAUGGCUAAUAAGAAAUGAUGUCAAUCCCAUUUACCACAAACGUACACAUCUAGCCAAAGAGACAACUUCCCUCAAGUGCCAGAAUUGUGGCAUAACUUGCGGCACUUCUGUUUGCCAAAAGUGUGAAAAUCUGCUCAUCUAUAGGCAGGAAUAUCCAGCAGUGAAACAGAGCAGUUAUUCAAGCAAAACAAUUCCAAAUGAUGGCUUGUCUCCUGGCUCUGCUUUAAGAGAGAAAUCUCAGUACGCAUUACAGACUCAGAGUCAAGAAAGAGCUGCUCAACUCAGUUCAAAAUCCAAGCCUUCAGGCACCCUGCGCUGUGGCUUCUGUAACCGAUCUGGAGCUGCAAACACAUGCACGUUCUGUUCAAAAGUCUCAUGUGAUGCUUGCCUCAAUGCUUACUUUUAUGAUCCCUGCUGUAGAAAGAGUGAGCUACACAGAUUCAUGCCUAACAAUCAAUUAAACUAUAAAUCAACCCAGCUGCCCCACCUUGUUUAUAGAUAAACUUGAAAUUCUGUGUUUGAGGGGAGAAACAAGGGCUAAAAACACAUGGAAUUUUCUGAUUUCACUGGUAACAAAUAUGAUACUGACCUCUUUAUAUAUAAAUAUAAAACAACCAGAUGUGUCCAGUUUUUGGAAAUACAUUUCAAUGAUUAGUGCCAGUUUCAGUUUUAGUGGCUUCACAAAUGCUGCAUAUACAUUAGAGUUCAUGCUGCUACCAUUUAGGUGAUUCUUAUCUGAUAACUGCUUUUCAAUUAGAUGGGAGAGAAGAGCACAUUUUCCUUUAAAACUUGGCAGCUGUUGCACUUUAAAUGACACCACACUUUUGUUAUUACAUUGCAGUUAUUGCCUCACCCAAAUAAAACUACAUAAGAGUAUAAAAUCAAGAAAUUAAGAGCAGCAUUUUCAGUGUAUUGUGAAAUCACUGUCUGUUUUGAUAGAGUAACUUUAAAAUACUUGCAGGAAGUAUUUGCAAAUUGCUUGGUUGCCAAAAAGGACUAAUUUUUGAAGAGUUUGGCUGCAUUUCCUGAGCUCUAAAAUGUAAACACCAGGACAACUCCUCUUCAUGUCUUCAUGUUUCUUCCUUCUCCCUUCCAUCCCCCAAGACGUUUAUCUCAAACUUAUACAAUCUGAAUUUGAAAAGAGUUCUUGCUUUAUUUUCUAGUGUUGCCAAUACCAUCCUACUGGUUUUUACUGUGUGGUAUCUUUAAAAGGUGAAUCUGUAUACAUGUCACUUAAAUUAUGCCUGGAGUGUUGUCUUUCCAGUUGAGUACUGAUUUUAUUCAUCUUCUGUUGCACAUGUAUUAAAUCCCAUUCUUUGUACUGUAAAUAGGUGAUUUGGAAACAGUUUAUUUUUUAAUAAAUAGAUUCAAUGUGUUGAAUUCUAAAAGUGGUAAAAUCAUUGUAACUGUGAAGCCUCUCUGGGUUAUUUGUUCGGAUGGCUUCCCUUUGUUUUUAUUUGUUUUUUUUACAUGUACUGUAUUUCAUGGUUUACUACAGUCACUGUGGCAGACUGAUAUUAUUGGCUUAGAAAGAGUUUUUCUUUGCUUCCUCCUUUAAAGAACCCAAAGCUCUCACUCAGGAGAGACCUCUCCUAAAUUAAUUGGAGUCUUACCUGAGUAAGGACUGCGGGAUUUUGGGCCUAAGUGCGCAUUUUCUUCCCUUAUGCUUAUGGGAACUAUGUAUGCAUAGAUGUUACACUCUGCAUCUAAAUCCACUGCAAAGUCUAUAGCAUAGCUCAGCAGGUAAGGCAGUGAUCUGAUUAAAAUUCACAGAGCUUCUGUGACUUCCAUUGGAGUAAAUCCAUCAGUUGUAGACAUGAAUCGGGCAGUAGAACUUAUUAUUUAUUUGUAUGACUGUUGUGCCUAGGAGCCCUAGUCCUAGACCAGGAUUCCAUUGUGCAGGGUGCUGUACAGUUUGGCCCACAGAACAUGUAAUAAAUUAAACUACAUCUUCUAUGGACAGACUUUAGUCUUAUAGGAAAAGAAAAUCUGCAAGAGCCCCCUUUUAUUUUUUUCUUUUACAUUCAGACGAGCUAGUUAAGACAAAAUAUUAGGGAACUUAAUCUGAGUAUUGGAAUCAAACAUUUAAAAUAUCUAAAAUUAUCUAAAGUGUAAAUUAAUCCACUUUGCACUAAAAUAAUACGUUUUUGAACAGUUUGAUUCUAGGUUUUUUGUUUUUUUCAAAUAUCCAUUGACUCUGUAUGGAAAAACAUGCAUGAAUGAUUGGUCACCAAAUUUGUCUUAUUGUUUUGGGUUGAGGGGAAUUAAAUAGGUUAAUAUUGUAAACUUACAAAAAUAUUUUAGCCAUAAGUGUGUCAGAUAUACAAAGGAAAAAGUGAAACUUGAUUUUGUAGAAGGCUGAGAGAGGCUAUUGUGACCUGCAUUAAGAUAUAAAGUGUAUGGCAUGUGGUUAGCUAUCAGAAGACAAAUCCAGUGACUGCAACUGGAAAUGUUAUAAACAAGUAUUAUCUUGCUGACUCUGAAGGCUACAGCAGGGGUUCCCAAACUUUUUGUUGGCAUGACCCCAUUUUAAUUAAUUCUUUCCUGCCAGGACUCCAGAUAACAUGGAAGAUGCCGUUUUGUAGAACAACAUGGCAUCCUCUGUGCAUUGCGACCUUGUCUGCACUGUAUGUGCAAGGUCAUGCUGCAUGGAGCAAAAUGGUGUCUGUCCUCUGUGACCCCAUGUACUGAUGGUGCAUUGUGACCCACAGUUUGGAAACUGUUGAGCUAGGCUCAGUAUUGCUUAAAUGAAUGAUAAGGUUUUCAAAAUCUUAAUGGCUUUUUUAUAAAUACACACGUGUGUGUGUGUGUAUAUAUAUAUGUAUAAAAUAGAACACAUGUAGAUACAGUAUGUAUAUAAUGCAAAAUUUAAAACAAUUUUACUACUAAAAUACAGUCUGUAAGGGUGGCUCUCAUUUUGGUAGUUAUUUUUUCUGUUCAUCUUUCUGAAGUGUCAUGCCUGUUUUGGCUGCUAUACAAUGUACCUUCUAGUUCACUAGUUCAACUUCCAUAUUGCUACUUUCACUACAGUAAUUAACUAAAACUGUGAUGCCACGUAACUUAUACAGUGAACAUAGCAGGGAUUACUAUAUUUGCUUUAAAAAGGAAAAGUCCUGUGUUUAUAUCUGUCAUUGAAUACUGUAGUACAAAACUGUGUUGAAUUGCAAGUGAUACCAUGCUCUAUUUUUUGUGUAUCUUACUGUAUGAGGUUGCUGUGAUUGAGACAGUAAAAUAUAUGCUAACUUAAAA